Prunus avium (sweet cherry) is the source of this 1875-nucleotide messenger RNA. Lineage: Eukaryota; Viridiplantae; Streptophyta; Magnoliopsida; Rosales; Rosaceae. The record is from RefSeq and is a predicted model, not a curated record.
CACCCAAUCCCAUCGAGCCAAAGGCCUAACCCCACCUUCAUAUCAUUUCUCCCCAAACCCACAUUUUGACAUAAAAUCUCAAACAAUUUCUCGGCGACCAAAUACCCAAUCUCUCUCAAGUGUCGAACCCAAACCCUAACCCCCAAUCCCAAAUAUUGGCCACCCAAUCUCGGCGCUAUGUCGACCUCGGGGACGCCGCAGUUUCGGUACACGCAGACCCCGUCUAAGGUGCUCCACCUCCGGAACCUGCCAUGGGAGUGCGCCGAAGAGGAGCUCAUCGAGCUCUGCAAGCCGUUUGGCAAGAUCGUCAACACCAAGUGCAAUGUUGGAGCCAACCGCAACCAAGCUUUCGUCGAAUUUGCUGACCUAAACCAGGCCAUAAAUAUGGUUUCAUAUUAUGCUUCAUCCUCAGAGCCUGCACAGGUCCGUGGUAAGACUGUUUACAUUCAGUAUUCAAAUAGACACGAAAUCGUCAACAACAAAAGUCCUGGAGAUGUUCCCGGAAAUGUCUUGUUGGUCACCAUUGAGGGUGUUGAAGCUGGCGAUGUGAGCAUCGAUGUUAUUCACUUGUUUGGAAUUAUUAUCAUGUACGUCAUACUCCUUUCUAAGGUCACGCAUAUAUGCACAGGUGUUUUCUGCUUUUGGCUUUGUGCACAAGAUUGCUACGUUUGAAAAAGCAGCAGGCUUCCAGGCAUUGAUUCAGUUCAAUGAUGCUGAAACUGCAUCUUCAGCAAGGAAUGCCUUGGAUGGAAGAAGUAUACCCAGGUAUUUGCUUCCAGAGCAUGUUGGUUCGUGCCACUUACGUAUUUCAUAUUCCGCACACACUGAUUUGAACAUCAAGUUCCAGUCUCACCGAAGCAGGGACUAUACAAAUCCGUACCUUCCUGUAAAUCCUACUGCAAUAGAGGGAAUUAUGCAGCCUGCUGUAGGUCCUGAUGGAAAGAAGAAAGAACUUGAGAGUAAUGUGCUUCUUGCUUCAAUCGAAAAUAUGCAGUAUGCUGUCACUGUGGAUGUUCUUCACACGGUAUUUUCUGCAUUUGGCACUGUCCAGAAAAUUGCUAUAUUUGAGAAGAAUGGUCAAACACAGGCAUUGGUUCAAUACCCUGAUGUCAAUACCGCAGCAGUUGCAAGGGAAGCUUUAGAGGGACACUGCAUAUAUGAUGGUGGCUAUUGUAAGCUUCAUCUAUCAUACUCUCGUCAUACUGAUCUCAAUGUAAAGGCUUUUAGUGACAAAAGUAGAGAUUAUACAAUCCCAGAAGCUAGUUUGCUUGCGGCGCAGCAAGUUUCUGGUUACCCUGCUGCCCCAGCAGCUUGGCAGAAUCCCCAGGCUGCUCCGAUGUACCAUGGGAAUGAGUUCAGUGGUGCAGCUUCUAUGCAGGCCCAAGGGCCUCCAGGGCAAGGGCCAUCAUGGGAUCCAGCCAUGCAGGCGGGCAGAUCAACAUUUGUUUCAGUUCCGAGCACAUUUCCUGGUCAAACAUUUCAUGCGUCCUCAGGUCCAGUAUAUUCCUCUGCAGCAAUGCCGCCGGGUUCUUCACCUCUCCAAACAGGCCCAACUACUUCCUCCAGUAUGGCUUCUAGGGGAAUAUCUCAGCCAGGUGGUCCGCCCAACUUGCGACCUGGGGGUGGUGCUUCACCUCCAGGAGUUGGACCUCCUGGUGCCUCACCAUCCUACUAUGGCCAAUAAGAUGCCUUUUCCUUUCUUUUCUUUAAACGAAUGCUGGUUAUUGCCAGUCUCAUAUUUUUGUUUUUUCGUUGGGAAUGCGUCUGGACGUCAAAAGAUUUUAAAACCCGAAAUUCAAUUUUCAGUGUUUUAAACUCGGUACUGCCCUGCUUUGAUUGGAAAUCUGAUCUUGUGAUCUUAGUUUGAAUACGAAA